This is a messenger RNA of Laetiporus sulphureus 93-53, 267 nucleotides long. RefSeq lists its product as uncharacterized. Gene Ontology annotation, molecular function: nitronate monooxygenase activity. The transcript is spliced from 3 exons. Lineage: Eukaryota; Fungi; Basidiomycota; Agaricomycetes; Polyporales; Laetiporaceae. The record is from RefSeq and is a predicted model, not a curated record. The coding region runs from base 1 to 267 and encodes 88 amino acids.
AUGGGCGUGGAUGUCUUGAGCAUCGAUGGUUUCGAGUGCGCUGGCCAUCUUGGCGAGGACGACAUCCGUGGGUUCGUACUUCUUGCUCGCACCGCACAAGAGCUCAAGAUUCCAUACAUCGCGUCAGGAGAGAUCGCCGACGGGCGUGGUCUGGCUGCUGCCUUGGCACUGGGCGCUGCGGUGGGUAAUCCUAUCAUCAUGAUGCUGGUGAAAGCCGCUUUAGUUGGCGGUCAUGGAGGAGUGCGAUGCGCCAGAGGGACGCAAUAG